AGCGGCCCUUCGCACCAAUGCCGCCGCGGCCCGCCGGGUAUUCCUGCUGAUUCCGCUCGGACCGUAGGGCCCCCAGACCUCUCCCUGCUCAGGGAGCGUAAGUGUCAAACUGCGGGCGAGGGUCAAGCAUCCGAUUGUGCCCAUGCCGGAAGUCCUGGUGGACUGUGCAGGAGACUUUCCUGGCCUAUCAGAGGCUUAGGCUGCGAAAGAGCGUAAACAAUGCCGGCUGCAGUGAGCUAAAGCCUGGGGCAUCUGCUCUACUUCUGGGUGGUGACAGCAGCCCUAGGGUGCUUGUUUGGAUAUGCAGUGGUUGAGCGGUGUCCACGACCCAGCUUUGCCCCAGCCUGGUUCCUACUUGGGGAAUUACUCUUAAUUCUGAGGAGAAACUGGAAGCACAAUGGGAGAUGACAGUGAGUGGAUGAAAUUGCCGGUUGAUCAGAAAUGUGAACACAAGCUCUGGAAAGCAAGGUUAAGUGGGUAUGAAGAGGCCCUGAAGAUCUUCCAGAAAAUAAAGGAUGAAAAGAGCCCAGAAUGGUCCAAAUUUUUAGGACUGAUCAAAAAAUUUGUGACUGAUUCCAAUGCAGUGGUUCAGUUGAAAGGAUUAGAAGCUGCACUUGUUUAUGUUGAAAAUGCCCAUGUAGCAGGAAAAACCACAGGUGAAGUUGUAUCGGGUGUCGUAAGUAAAGUGUUCAACCAACCCAAAGCCAAAGCCAAGGAGCUAGGCAUUGAGAUUUGUCUAAUGUACAUAGAGAUUGAGAAAGGAGAGGCUGUGCAAGAAGAGCUCCUAAAAGGCCUGGACAACAAGAACCCCAAGAUUGUAGUGGCCUGCAUAGAGACACUGAGGAAAGCCUUAAGUGAAUUUGGUUCCAAAAUCAUCUUGCUUAAGCCAAUUAUCAAAGUGUUGCCAAAACUCUUUGAGUCUCGAGAAAAAGCUGUUCGAGAUGAAGCAAAACUAAUUGCUGUGGAGAUUUACAGAUGGAUUCGGGAUGCUCUGAGACCCCCAUUACAAAAUAUAAACUCUGUCCAGUUGAAAGAACUAGAAGAAGAAUGGGUCAAAUUGCCAACAGGUACUCCUAAACCAAGUCGAUUUCUGCGUUCCCAGCAAGAACUAGAAGCUAAAUUGGAACAGCAACAGUCAGCUGGUGGCGAUGCUGAGGGAGGUGGUGACGAUGGUGAUGAGGUGCCACAGAUAGAUGCUUAUGAGCUUUUGGAAGCGGUAGAAAUUCUUUCCAAACUUCCCAAAGACUUUUAUGACAAAAUUGAGGCAAAAAAAUGGCAAGAGAGGAAAGAAGCUCUGGAGGCUGUAGAAGUACUAGUGAAAAACCCCAAACUGGAAGCAGGCGAUUAUGCAGAUUUAGUCAAAGCAUUAAAGAAGGUUGUUGGAAAGGACACCAAUGUCAUGUUGGUGGCUUUGGCAGCAAAAUGUCUUACUGGCCUGGCUGUUGGGCUAAGGAAGAAAUUUGGACAAUAUGCAGGACAUGUUGUGCCAACCAUUUUGGAAAAAUUCAAAGAGAAGAAGCCUCAAGUGGUACAAGCCCUGCAGGAGGCAAUUGAUGCAAUCUUCCUCACUACCACACUGCAAAACAUCAGUGAGGAUGUAUUAGCAGUCAUGGAUAAUAAAAAUCCAACCAUCAAGCAGCAGACAUCUCUUUUCAUUGCAAGAAGCUUCCGCCACUGCACUGCUUCUACCCUGCCAAAGAGCUUGCUAAAGCCCUUUUGUGCUGCGCUACUUAAGCAUAUCAAUGAUUCUGCUCCUGAAGUCAGAGAUGCUGCAUUUGAAGCAUUGGGUACUGCUUUGAAAGUGGUGGGUGAGAAAGCAGUAAAUCCAUUCUUAGCUGAUGUGGACAAACUCAAGCUUGAUAAGAUCAAAGAAUGUUCAGAAAAAGUAGAGCUGGUACAUGGUAAGAAAGCUGGACUAGCCGCUGAUAAGAAGGAAUCCAAGCCUGUUCCCGGAAGGACUGCCACUUCAGGGGCUGCAGGAGAUAAGGACACAAAGGACAUUUCAGCACCCAAACCAGGACCCUUAAAAAAAGCACCGGCUACUAAGGCUGGUGGGCCACCUAAGAAGGGGAAACCAGCUGCACCAGGAGGUGCAGGGAGCACUGGAACCAAGAAUAGGAAAGGAUUGGAGACCAAAGAAAUAGUGGAGCCUGAGCUCUCGAUAGAAGUAUGUGAAGAAAAAGCUUCAGCUGUCCUUCCUGCUACCUGUAUACAGCUGCUAGACAGCAGUAACUGGAAGGAAAGGCUGGCCUGUAUGGAAGAGUUCCAAAAGGCUGUUGAACUAAUGGAUCGAACUGAAAUGCCAUGCCAGGCAUUAGUAAGGAUGCUGGCCAAGAAACCUGGAUGGAAAGAAACCAAUUUUCAGGUGAUGCAGAUGAAGCUUCACAUAGUUGCUUUGAUUGCCCAGAAGGGGAAUUUUUCCAAAACUUCAGCUCAGAUUGUCUUGGAUGGCCUUGUGGACAAGAUUGGAGAUGUGAAAUGUGGGAACAAUGCAAAAGAAGCUAUGACAGCAAUAGCCGAAGCUUGCAUGUUGCCGUGGACAGCUGAACAGGUUAUGUCAAUGGCUUUCUCACAGAAGAAUCCCAAGAAUCAAUCAGAAACUCUGAAUUGGCUAUCAAAUGCAAUCAAAGAAUUUGGUUUUUCUGGGUUGAAUGUGAAAGCUUUUAUUAGCAAUGUGAAGACAGCUCUUGCUGCAACAAACCCAGCUGUGAGGACUUCGGCCAUCACCCUGCUUGGUGUGAUGUACCUGUAUGUUGGUCCCUCUUUGCGAAUGUUCUUUGAGGAUGAGAAGCCUGCCCUUCUAUCCCAGAUAGAUGCAGAAUUUGAGAAGAUGCAGGGACAGAACCCACCUGCUCCAACCAGAGGGAUUUCUAAACACAGCAUAAGUGGUACAGAUGAAGGAGAAGAUGGAGAUGAACCAGAUGAGGUGGGCACUGAUGUUGUGGAUCUUUUGCCGAGGACAGAAAUCAGUGAUAAAAUCACUUCAGAGUUGGUGUCUAAGAUUGGUGACAAGAACUGGAAGAUCAGGAAAGAAGGCCUGGAUGAAGUGGCAGCUAUUAUCAAUGAAGCAAAAUUUAUCCAGCCGAAUAUAGGUGAACUGCCAACUGCUUUGAAAGGCCGACUCAAUGAUUCAAAUAAAAUCUUGGUGCAGCAGACGUUGAAUAUCCUCCAGCAACUGGCAGUAGCCAUGGGCCCAAAUAUCAAGCAACAUGUGAAGAACUUAGGCAUCCCUAUCAUCACAGUCCUUGGAGACAGCAAGAACAAUGUUCGGGCAGCUGCCCUAGCAACUGUGAAUGCUUGGGCAGAACAGACAGGCAUGAAGGAAUGGCUGGAGGGAGAAGAUCUUUCUGAAGAGCUCAAAAAGGAAAAUCCUUUUUUGAGGCAAGAGCUUCUGGGCUGGCUGGCUGAGAAACUACCGACUCUUCGUUCCACCCCCGCAGACCUUAUCCUUUGUGUUCCUCAUCUUUACUCGUGCCUGGAAGAUCGCAAUGGAGAUGUGCGGAAGAAGGCCCAAGAUGCCUUGCCUUUCUUCAUGAUGCAUCUGGGAUAUGAGAAAAUGGCCAAGGCUACCGGGAAACUAAAGCCAACUUCUAAAGAUCAGGUAUUGGCCAUGCUAGAAAAAGCCAAAGCUAAUAUGCCAGCCAAGCCUGCUGCAUCUGCUAAAGCAACUUCCAAACCAAUGGGAGGGUCAGCUCCAGCCAAAUUCCAGCCAGCUUCAGCACCUGUUGAAGAUUCUGUUUCCAGCACUGUAGAAACCAAGCCUGAUCCGAAAAAGGCCAAAGCUCUAGGAGUUUCCUCUAAAGCAAAGAGUGCACAAGGAAAGAAAGUGCCCAGCAAAACCAGCUUAAAGGAGGAUGAAGACAAAUCUGGUCCUAUUUUCAUUGUUGUUCCAAAUGGAAAAGAGCAAAGAAUGAAAGAUGAAAAAGGAUUAAAGGUGCUGAAGUGGAAUUUUACUACUCCACGGGAUGAAUACAUUGAGCAACUAAAGACUCAGAUGUCUAGCUGUGUGGCUAAGUGGCUACAAGAUGAGAUGUUUCACUCAGACUUUCAGCAUCAUAACAAAGCCCUUGCUGUCAUGGUUGAUCACUUGGAGAGUGAAAAAGAGGGUGUUAUUGGUUGCCUGGAUCUUAUCUUAAAAUGGCUUACCCUGCGGUUUUUUGACACCAAUACAAGUGUCCUGAUGAAAGCCCUAGAAUAUUUAAAAUUGCUCUUCACCCUGCUAAGUGAGGAGGAGUAUCAUCUUACUGAGAAUGAAGCAUCUUCCUUCAUCCCCUAUCUCAUCCUCAAGGUUGGAGAACCAAAGGAUGUCAUUCGUAAAGAUGUCCGUGCCAUCCUGAACCGGAUGUGCCUUGUCUACCCAGCCAGCAAGAUGUUCCCCUUCAUCAUGGAAGGAACCAAAUCCAAGAACUCUAAGCAAAGAGCAGAGUGCCUGGAAGAACUGGGGUGUCUGGUCGAGUCCUACGGCAUGAAUGUUUGCCAGCCAACCCCAGGGAAAGCCUUAAAGGAGAUAGCGAUUCACAUAGGAGACAGGGACAACGCCGUGCGCAACGCUGCCCUCAAUACUAUCGUCACCGUGUACAACGUACACGGGGAUCAAGUGUUCAAGCUCAUCGGAACUCUCUCUGAAAAGGAUAUGAGCAUGCUCGAGGAGAGGAUUAAGCGGUCAGCAAAGAGACCUUCGGCUGCCCCAGUAAAACAGGUGGAGGAGAAACCUCCGCGCACUCAGAGCGUAAACUCCAAUGCCAACAUGCUGCGCAAGGGACCAGCCGAGGACAUGUCCUCCAAACUCAACCAAGCCCGAAGCAUGAGUGGGCAUCCAGAGGCAGCCCAGAUGGUGCGCCGAGAAUUCCAGCUGGAUCUAGAUGAGAUUGAGAAUGACAGUGGUACGGUCCGAUGUGAAAUGCCAGAGCUGGUUCAGCACAAACUGGAUGACAUUUUUGAACCGGUCCUUAUUCCCGAACCCAAAAUCCGGGCUGUUUCUCCACACUUCGAUGACAUGCACAGUAAUACAGCAUCCACAAUCAAUUUCAUUAUCUCCCAAGUAGCCAGUGGUGACAUCAACACGAGCAUCCAAGCUCUGACACAGGUAAUGGGGGUAUGACAGUAAUUCCAUUGGCAGCAGAGGCU
This is a messenger RNA of Leptonychotes weddellii (Weddell seal), 5127 nucleotides long. Lineage: Eukaryota; Metazoa; Chordata; Mammalia; Carnivora; Phocidae. The record is from RefSeq and is a predicted model, not a curated record.